AUGACCUCGAAUAAUGAACCUUCGACCCCUCUCACGGAUGCGCCGGAAUUCCAGACGUCUCAGUCCAAAUUGCUGCAACAUGAUUCAGCUUUGAUCGUUGCCCAGUCAGUUUCGCUGACUCUGGGAAGCGACUCUCUUCUCAUCGUCGAUGAACGCUCCAUGCGUAAGUCCGAUCGUCGCUGCUGUGGGUUACUAGGCAAAUCAAAAGAAACCGGGGUUACCCAUGCCAUUGCUUUGUACAACGUCCUCGAUGCCGAACUUACCCCCGCUGGUCUCACUAUCACCUAUGCGAAACAUUCGGGCUCCAACGAUGUCUCCGUGACCGCUCUUCAAUACCCCAUCGACGAGGGAGAGAAAUCAACUGUUGAGGCGUGGGUUGCAUCAUUACUCAAUCUGGCAUAUGGCAAUGCGCUGCGUUACAAACGACUCAAGGUGCUAGUGAACCCCUUUGGCGGCAAGGGAGCAGCGUCCCAUCUAUACCAGACAUAUGCGGCACCCGUGUUUGCGGCCGCGCACUGCCAGGUGGACCUGCAGGAGACUACUCAUAGCGGCCACGCCACCGAAAUUGCCGAGAAAAUCGAUAUAAACGCCUACGAUGCCAUUAUCUGCUGCUCCGGUGACGGCUUGCCGUAUGAGGUUUUCAAUGGCCUGGGAAAGAAACCGAACGCCGGGGAAGCCCUUGCCAAGGUGGCAGUGGCGAUGGUACCUUGUGGUUCUGGUAAUGCGAUGGCGUGGAACCUUUUGGGAACGGAGAGUAUUUCUAUAGCAGCCCUAUCGAUUGUCAAGGCCGUGCAGGCCCCCUUGGAUCUGAUGUCCAUCACUCAAGGCAACACACGUACCCUGUCAUUCUUGUCGCAAUCCUUUGGUAUUGUGGCGGAAUCGGAUUUGGGCACAGAUAAUAUCCGAUGGAUGGGCGCCCAUCGUUUCACUUACGGUUUCCUUGUUCGUCUCUUUCAGCGCACGGUGUACCCCUGCGACCUUGCUGUGAAAGUAGUGAUGGAUGAUAAGGAGAUGAUCAAAGAUCACUAUGCCACAUACGCAAAUAGCGAUCCUCGAGGUCGGAAUCCCGAAGGGACUGCGGGUCAGUCCACGGGUCUUCCUGAACUUCAAUACGGCACUGUUUUGGAUGAACUCCCCAAGGACUGGGAAGUCAUUCCGGCCGAAACGAUUGGUAACUUCUAUGCGGGUAACAUGGCCAUCAUGUCGAAAGAUACCAGCUUUUUCCCCGCCUCGCUGCCCAAUGAUGGGCUGAUGGAUAUUGUCACGAUCGAUGGAACAAUCAGUCGUCUCACAUCCAUCAAGAUGAUGACAGAAAUUCCUGAAGGAAGAUUCUUUGGUAUGCCGGACGUCGGCAUCCGCAAAGCCUUGGCCUAUCGACUUGUACCCCGAGAAAAAGAAGGAUAUAUCAGUGUCGAUGGCGAGACUAUUCCUUUCGAGGCUUUCCAGGUGGAAAUCCACAAGGGUCUAGGUACCGUGCUUUCAAAGUCCGGACACCUUUACGAAACAGAGGGUCCGAAAUAA
Messenger RNA from Aspergillus wentii DTO 134E9, 1521 nucleotides. RefSeq names its product putative sphingosine kinase (SphK). Gene Ontology annotation, cellular component: intracellular membrane-bounded organelle; cytoplasm; membrane. The coding region runs from base 1 to 1521 and encodes 506 amino acids. Gene Ontology annotation, biological process: sphingosine biosynthetic process. The transcript has 3 exons. The record is from RefSeq and is a predicted model, not a curated record. Lineage: Eukaryota; Fungi; Ascomycota; Eurotiomycetes; Eurotiales; Aspergillaceae.